Molecule: messenger RNA, 2712 nt
Organism: Mytilus trossulus (common blue mussel)
Lineage: Eukaryota; Metazoa; Mollusca; Bivalvia; Mytilida; Mytilidae
Product: organic cation transporter protein-like
Exons: 9
Coding region: 99-1757 (552 amino acids)
Biological process (GO): transmembrane transport
Cellular component (GO): membrane
Molecular function (GO): transmembrane transporter activity
Source: RefSeq, a predicted model, not a curated record
UUAAAUCAACAAUCAAAAGAAGAUUUAACGGACACGUGUGAUUAACUGGAAACCGUAUUUGCAGAACAAAAACGACGCAUCUGCAAUCAGCAUUCGACAUGCAUUUUGAUGAACUACUAAAUAUUGUUGGUGAAUUUGGACGCUUUCAGAAAAUUCGUCUUUUCUUGAUAUGUCUCUUUGGUGCUGUUUGUGCUUUUCAUGCAAUGAAUAUGGUAUUUGUUGGUGCUAAACCGGAAUUUAAGUGUUCAGUGUCAAAUUUAAAUUUAUCAGAUUCUGUGUACGGAAAUAUAACGGAGAAAGAAAUUCACACUUUUAUCUUAGAGCAAGGGAGCUGUGAAAUUUACAGUUCAGAUGAUACUAUUAAACUUUUGAGUUCUGGUAAUUAUACUCUGGAACAAAUUAGAUCAAACAAUAUAUCUAUAUCUACAGAAAAAUGUGAUAACUGGAUUUACUCUCGAGAGGUGUAUGGACCAACUAUAGUAACACAGUUUGAUCUUAUUUGUGAUAAUGAUUGGUUACGAAGUACAUCAAAGACACUCUACUUUUUUGGGCGUCUACUGGGAGCUGUCAUAUUUGGUCAGCUUUCUGACAUAUUCGGCAGAAAGCCUAUGUUGUUCGUUAAUUUGUUCCUGUUGUUGGUUGCUGGAUGUGUUGCAUCAGCAUCGCCAAGCUUCUUCGUAUUUAUACCAUUCUAUAUCCUACAAGGUGCUUCUCAGACAGGACUGUUCUUGGUAGCCUAUACAAUGGGUACAGAAUUAGUUGGGCCAUCAUAUCGUUUACAUGCAGGGUUUUUGGUGCAGUCUGCCUACAGUGUUGGUUUCAUGACAUUAUCAAUUAUUGCCUAUCUCAUACGAGAUUGGAGAUAUAUCGAACUUGCCAUAACAUUGCCUGUUAUUUUGUUUCUUCCAUAUUAUUGGCUUUUACCAGAAUCAAUCAGAUGGUUGUUAUCAAAGAAUCAAAAAGAAAAAGCUCAAGAAAUUAUAAGAAAAGUUGCAAAAAUUAACAAAGUUGAGAUAAAAGAGGAGAUGUUGGAGGAAAUGACAUCAGAACAAAAUAACACGAUACAGACUGAUAAGAAACAUACAAUAUUAGAUUUGUGUCGACCUAAGAUGUUGUUGCUGUCUUUAAACGUAUGGUUUAAUUGGCUCAUUAACGCAAUGGUGUAUUAUGGGUUGACACUGGGAACGGACAAUCUAGGUGGUGAUCCGUACAUUAACUUUUGUAUCGCUGGUGCUGUAGAAAUACCUUCAUAUAUUCUUUGUAUGUUACUUCUAAACCGACUAGGCAGAAAGAAACCUUUGUUUGUAUCAAUGGUCAUAGGGGGAGGAGCUUGUAUAGCAUCGGGUUUUGUAGAUUCAGUAACCCCGAAAAUAAUACUGGCUAUGGUAGGAAAGUUUUGUAUUACAGCAUCAUACGCCAUAAUAUAUCUGAUGGCAGCGGAAGUAUUCCCUACAGUUGUCAGAAAUAUUGGUAUGGGCGUGUCAUCAAUGUGUGCACGAAUAGGUGGCAUGUUAUCUCCCCAAAUAUUAGAACUCAGCUUUAUUUGGGGACCACUGCCUUUAGUUCUUUUUGGUGGAUUAUCGAUUUUAGCUGGAGGUUUGGCGUUGUUUUUACCAGAAACAGCCGGUAAACCUCUACCUCAAACUAUAGAAGAUGCAACAGAUGGAAACAGAAAGAAGUAUCGCAAAAAGGGCACGGAGAUGGAUAUUUUUCUUAAACAUGAAGGGGACCCGAAAUAUGCUAACGGAAAAAUCUGAUUUCGAAUGAAGUCAAACUUUCCUCAGAAGCUGUUUCAAUGUGUUCAGUUGCCAACCGUGCUAGACCGUCAUGUGAAGCCAAUGUCGUUAAACACCCUCUAGAAGUAGAAGCAAUUAAAACCUCAAAAUGGCACUUCAUAUAUUAGUUCUAUUGUAUCAUAUGUAUUGCAUAUAUUAUGCAAUUUGCGUUCUCAUUUAAUUUAUUGGUAGCCAAUGAUAAAUUUUUUUUUCAAGAAGUCGUGUUUAUUACUAACCAUAUCUACACAUAUAAUUAUGCAAACCAGAAUAUAUGUCAUAUAUUAUAUAUAUGAUAGCGACAAUAAGUGAAAUUAUGAAUUAAGCUUUAAUCCUAGGCAAUCAGCUAACGCCUAGGCAUUAAGUUAUUGGCUGAAAUUUUUCUGAAAUCUGAUAAUGAUUAUUCAUCUUUUUGCCGAAUACAAUUUUAGGCAUAAGUACACACUGGAAGUUAUCAUAAUAGAUAUAGGAAGAUGUGGCGUGAGUGCCAAUGAGAUAACUCUCCAUCCAAAUAACAAUUUAAAAAAGUAAACCAUUAUAGGUCAAUUGUACGGCCUGAACACGGAGCCUUGGCUCACACCUAGCAACAAGCUAUAAAGGGCCCAAAAUUUACUAGUGUAAAACCAUUCAAACGGGAAAACCAACGGUCUAAUCUAUAUAUACAAAACGAGAAACACGUAUAAAUUACAUAAACAAACGACAACUACUGUACAUCAGAUUCCUGACUUAGGACAAAUGCAAACAUUUGCAGCGGGAUUAAACGUUUUAAUGGUACCAAACCUUCUCCCUUUUUCCAAAACAAUAGCAUAACAUCACAACAAAGAAAGGCUCAACUCCAUCAAAAAAAGUAAAUUAAUAAUGCAUAUUUUGUUGUUUAAUAUUCUUGAUAUAAAGUCGUUUCUUAAUUAUAUUUCUUAUAUUACAUGUAUAAAUAUACAUU